Messenger RNA from Hippocampus zosterae (dwarf seahorse), 2562 nucleotides. RefSeq names its product adrenoceptor alpha 2A (gene adra2a). Gene Ontology annotation, cellular component: membrane. Gene Ontology annotation, molecular function: adrenergic receptor activity. The coding region runs from base 440 to 1705 and encodes 421 amino acids. Lineage: Eukaryota; Metazoa; Chordata; Actinopteri; Syngnathiformes; Syngnathidae. The record is from RefSeq and is a predicted model, not a curated record. Gene Ontology annotation, biological process: adenylate cyclase-activating adrenergic receptor signaling pathway. The transcript has a single exon.
AGAGAUUUUUUUGAAAGAAAGACUCAUAAUGGAAUAUAUUUAUCUAUUAAGAGUGUAGGAUAUGCUUGAUAUAGCUUUGCGGAAGCAGCAAAUGAAAUGGUGAUGCUCGUGUGCUUCCUUGAGUGCCGUCAAGAUUCCCUUGACCAAUGCAAUGAUUCCCCCACAAUUCAAUUAAAGUCACACACCUUUUCAUUAUUAGGAAGGGGGAGGAGUGCCCUUGCCUUGAUAAUUCCCUGCGCAUGUGUGGAACAGAACAAUAAUGAACACGGACUAUUAUAGUUUGAUCAAUUCAAGUUAAUAUCAAUUUAAAAAAAACUGAUUAAACUUCAUGUUUUCAGGUGGAAAAAAAACACCUUCUCCGUGACCAGCCUGUCCCCAAAGGACUGAUUCAUUCCCUCCGUGUCCCAUGUUGAACGUGUAGCUGUAUGCAUCCUUGCGGAUGAUAAUUGUCAACCUGGCGUUUAUCGCACGGGAAGCAGGACAAUCCGCCAGCAUGGAGUUCGACAACAACACCAACCAGACGCUCCCAGGGGUGAUCCCGUUGAGCCUGCACAGUUCCCUGCCACUCAUGGUGCUGGUGAGCAUCAUAAUACUGCUCACUGUGUUUGGAAAUGUACUGGUGGUCAUCGCCGUAUUCACAAGCCGGGCUCUGAGGGCUCCACAGAACCUCUUCCUCGUGUCUCUUGCGUCGGCGGACAUUUUAGUGGCCACCCUGGUGAUGCCCUUCUCCUUGGCUAAUGAGAUCAUGGGAUAUUGGUACUUUGGGGAGAUAUGGUGCGAGAUCUAUCUGGCCCUAGAUGUUCUUUUCUGCACCGCCUCCAUUGCACACCUCUGUGCCAUCAGUCUGGACCGCUACUGGUCCAUCACGCAAGCCAUCGAGUACAACCUGAAGAGGACGCCGCGCCGCAUCAAGUGCAUCAUCUUCAUCGUUUGGGUCAUCGCAGCUGUUAUCUCCUUCCCGCCGCUAAUCACCAUGGAGAAGGAAAACAGCAAGGAGGACCCCGUUUGCAAGAUCAACAACAAAAAGUGGUACGUCAUCUCCUCCUGCAUCGGCUCCUUCUUCCUCCCCUGUGUCAUCAUGGUGCUGGUCUACAUCCGCAUCUACCAGAUCGCCAAAAAGAGGACGCGGGCGCCCCCGGGGGACCGCAAGCGGAUAGACAAGUCGAACACUGUCGCAACCUCCAACCAGAAGGCGAAUGGGGUGGGCGCAGGUGAGGCAGAGAAGCUGAAGGAGCACGAGGACAUCGAGCUGAAGGAAGGAGUCGGAGGCAAAGAAGGCGAGGUCAACGGUGUGGACAUUGAGGAGUCGUCCUCUUCUGACCACAAAGUCAACAAUCCCUGCUCCAUGAAGAAGAAAGCCGCCAAGAGCAGAAGUAAAAUCAAGCCGGGGGACGGCGAGGUGCAGAAGAAGCGCUCCAAAGGAAGCCGCUGGAAGGGUCGGCAGAACCGAGAGAAACGCUUCACUUUUGUCCUGGCGGUGGUCAUCGGAGUCUUCGUCAUCUGUUGGUUCCCCUUCUUCUUUACGUACAUGCUGAUGACGCUGUGCAACUCGUGCCCCAUCCCAGACACCCUCUUCAAGUUCUUCUUCUGGUUCGGCUAUUGCAACAGCGCGCUGAACCCCAUCAUCUACACCAUCUUUAAUAAUGACUUCCGCAGAUCCUUCAAGAAGAUACUGUGCAAAAGGGAUGCCAGACGAUAUGGAUGAUGGACUGCAGUUCUUGUAGAUACCCCCCCCCCCACGCCCACACACACUUUCUGCACACAUCUGAUAUAUAAAAAUGUGAAUAUGCUCCGGGUGUGACUAUUGGGGAGAGGAUUAUUGUAGCGUUGGUAGCCAGCGUCCAGGAAAAUCUUUGUGUUCCUAUGACUCGGUUCGCUCCCAUCAAUCCAGCGCUGAGCCAUUUGGGUUAACGUAAUUGAAGCUAAUGCUCCAGAAGUGGAGCCAAAAUUUGUCCAGUGUUGGUAUAAUUUACAAAACACAUUGGGUUGUUUGUGGCACUGCCCAUCACUCUGUCCAUUCAUCAGUCUAAGAAAGAAAAUGAUUUUGGUUAGUGAGAAUGCUGACCGGUAUCGGAAAUAAUCUGAUCUGUGCUACUUCCAUGACGAUGCAAUGUAUAUUACAGUAUUUUUUUUUUCCAAAUAUGGCCCCCAGCCCCACUAAAUUUUUUUUUCACCCGAGGAGGCCACACCUUUCCCUCCACGCUGCGCCACUACCGAAGAGGCUUUAGCCAAAUGGGCUGUACAUGCACCAUUAGCUUGAUUUCUGUUGAUUUGAAAAACAUCUUCCGCAACAGCUUCAGCACAGAACUUGAUAACACAAGGGAGCACUCAGCAGUAAAUUCAUUGUAAGUGUAUUUGUUUUUUUUAUUUUUAUAAAGACAUCCGAGUCAAUGGCAUGGUUUUAUUUUGCUAUUAUUUGAUGUCGAAAAGCUGUCUAAAUAUUGCUAUGGAUACUGUAUUGUGCCAUUUUGUACGAUAUGAAAACUGUCUGGUGUUCAUGAUGCUGAUCAAAAUAUUGGGGAAAUGGUGGCACUUGAAUAAAACUCAUUCCCUGAAACUGUU